This is a messenger RNA of Apis laboriosa (Himalayan honeybee), 2569 nucleotides long. RefSeq names its product zinc transporter ZIP11 (gene Zip48C). NCBI's taxonomy places the organism in Eukaryota, Metazoa, Arthropoda, Insecta, Hymenoptera, Apidae. Gene Ontology annotation, cellular component: membrane. Bases 373 to 1437 code for a protein of 354 amino acids. Gene Ontology annotation, molecular function: zinc ion transmembrane transporter activity. The record is from RefSeq and is a predicted model, not a curated record. The transcript is spliced from 6 exons. Gene Ontology annotation, biological process: zinc ion transmembrane transport.
UAUGGUCAUCUACGUAUGCUCGUCCGGUUUCAUGUCAACGUUCUGCGUAUCCUGCUCGGAAAUCAUAAUUGACAAGUGCAGGAACGAAGUCGUCGUACAACAAAUUCACGCGAAUAUGUGUUGGUAAUAGUAAAGUGGCAAUAGCAACACCGAUAUUUAGUAGUAAUAGUAACUGUAAUGAAGGUAAUAUCAGUGGCGACUACAGUGGUAGUAGUAGUGAUGACGGUGAUGGUGGUGGUGCUAGUGGAGAUAAGUGCGGGGGACUGAAUGCAUAUCAACGAAUUUCAUGUCCCACGAAACACUUUCUCGUGGUUCACGUCGUAGAGAAUGUGCGGUGUAAUCUAAGGUGUCGUGAAUUUGACGAUUGGUACAAUGUUAAAGGAUUAUUCGCCGAUUGUACAGGCGCUCCUAGGAACGUUAUUUACAUGGGCUCUCACUGCAGCGGGUGCCGCACUUGUCAUCGUGAUUCGAGGAAAGCAACGUAAAUUGUUGGACAUCAGCCUGGGAUUUGCGGGCGGCGUAAUGAUAGCGGCAAGUUACUGGUCGCUACUGGCACCUGCUAUCGAAAUGGCGACAAAGAGCAAAAUUUAUGGUGCUGAAGGCGAAUACGCGUUCGUACCAAUCGGAGUUGGAUUUCUCAUAGGCGCGGCUUUCGUUUAUGGGACGGACGCGUUGAUAUCUUCCCUUGGCAUUCAGUCCCCCAAUGUGCUUUUAGCUAUGCAGUCAGUCGGUACGAAACAAAGACGCAAGAUCCUUGCAAAACUAAAGAGUGACGAGGAUUUAGACGAUUAUGAUCCGUAUAACGACGUACAGAUAUCUGAUGGAAAAAUGUAUACUCAAAUUGAAUCGACAACCAUCGAUGGUUUCUAUGAGCAAAAUACCCGAAGACGCCAAAUUGCGAAUAUAAAUAGGCCAACAGAGCAAGGAGAAAUAGGCACAAUUUACGAUGAUCCCAACAACGAAUGUAGAAACAAUCAAUGGAAAAGAGUUUUGUUAUUGGUUGUUGCUAUUACGGUACACAAUAUUCCAGAAGGUCUUGCAGUUGGAGUAGGAUUCGCAGCAGUAGGUAACAGUGCAUCAGCAACUUUUGAAAAUGCAAGAAACCUCGCAAUCGGAAUCGGUAUUCAAAAUUUUCCCGAGGGAUUGGCGGUGUCUUUGCCCCUACAAGCGGCUGGAAUCAGCACAUUGAAGAGUUUCUGGUACGGGCAACUGUCGGGGAUGGUGGAACCUCUGGCCGGCGUCCUUGGCGCAGCCGGAGUGACGUUCGCUGAACCCAUGCUACCUUACGCGCUCGCCUUCGCAGCCGGUGCAAUGAUCUAUGUCGUGAUCGACGAUAUUGUUCCGGAAGCGCAUCAAAGUGGAAACGGUAAACUCGCCAGCUGGGCCGCCAUCGUUGGCUUUUUGGUAAUGAUGUCCCUAGACGUCGGAUUAGGGUAAAACGAUUGGUCGUGCGAAAUUGAGAGGCGUUCAUCCAGAAUGAAUGCCAAAAUCGAUUUUGUUCGUUCGCAAGUCGACGCGUAUUAUUAUUUUUCAAGUAUUAACUCGAGCAAUUCCUAAGAAUUUGUCUUUUAUCGCCGCUCUUUCGAAAUAUAGCGGUAUCGGUCGAAGCUGAGGUUCAACAAACCUGAGCUUUUUGCCGAGCGAAAUGUUUCUAGUUCAAUCAAGCUAGCGUGUCCCAAUUAUCGUCAAAAUUAUCCAACUGUGUCUUCCAACAGUCUAGUCUUUGUUGAUCCGAUUCGAGAGUCAAUUAUCAUAGAUGAAUCAGGCGACGAUCUACGACGAUUAAGCUUUACAACGUUCUAAGUCGAAUUUGAUGCGACGAUACAAUCAUCGUUUCUACCCCUUCCCCCUUUUCUCCCUUCGCCCCUUAUCGUCUCGUUCUACAUCGGUAAAUACGAAAUAUCGCGCGAUGACACGAAAAUAUCGGAAUUGGCGAUUCGUCAAGGAUCGAAUAGACGUUGAAUCUUGUAUUUGGGGCAAAAAUUCAUAACGGUUAACGAUGAUUCGCCUGUAAUUUCGUUACGCAAGAUUCCACUUGUAUAGCUUUCUUUCUUUCUUUCUUUCAUUCUUUCCUUUUUUCGUUGUUUCGAACGGGGAUUAUUCUGUUCCCGCGAAUAACGCGCGAGCAACGUCGCAAUCUGAAAAUGUGUUUCGCACGACAAUCGUUUGAUACAUGUUAGAUAAUAGACGCACGCACGUACAUUAUAAUUCUAUAUCCUAUCCGAUCGGUUUGUCGUUCUUGUCGAUCGACUCGAAAACUGGAACGAGUAAAACAGUACAAUCGACGCGUCGCUAUAUUACCUUAAUACAAUUAGAUAUGUAACUAUAAGUUUACAACUGCCAUCUUGCCAUCUUUGUAUAAUAUUUCUCUUCUACCAAAAACGAGUAAUCGUAACGAAGAGCUCUUCUCCAUGUUACCAACUAUUUAGUUUUAUCGAUCUACCGUAGUACCGCACCAGGUAACGGAAUACUCAUCGAUCAUGUUUCGUUUCACGCUCGGCGCUCAACACUUUCUUGUAAAAUAAAAAUACUAUUUUUUCGUACAUAAUAAAUUCAUACGUAGAUAUAA